Messenger RNA from Penicillium angulare, 393 nucleotides. RefSeq lists its product as uncharacterized. The transcript has 2 exons. The record is from RefSeq and is a predicted model, not a curated record. NCBI's taxonomy places the organism in Eukaryota, Fungi, Ascomycota, Eurotiomycetes, Eurotiales, Aspergillaceae. Bases 1 to 393 code for a protein of 130 amino acids.
AUGGGCUGGAGAGAUGACUGGCCAUCUAUGCCAGAUGGCAAACCAUACGAUGGCAAGCAAUUAGUUCCUCUGGGUUUCCACAUUAGAACUUUGAAAGGGCCUGAUAUGGUCGCUCGCCUAGCGCGUAGUGAUGUCAAUAUGCCUGAUUUUGAUGGCUUUCCGAUAGAGGAGCAGAUACAGGAAGUUAAUUUCGAAGCGGCUGUCUAUAAUCUACUGCGUACGGAGCCUGAUAUUCAUAUAUCUCGCUUGUUUUACCAACGUGUACCAGUAUUGCAUCCCGGCCCAACAAGCUCUAUUCCUAAAGAUUUAGCUGGUCGCCGGCUAUUUCUAUUCGAAAAGGCAGAGGAUGUGGGCAAUGUAUGGGAUGAACUGAAUGGUGCUAAUAAGGUAUGA